Messenger RNA from Pelagomonas calceolata, 1405 nucleotides. The record is from the annotation of a GenBank genome assembly. NCBI's taxonomy places the organism in Eukaryota, Pelagophyceae, Pelagomonadales, Pelagomonadaceae.
UCGAUUUUUGAGCCUAGCCGCAGGCGUGCCGCAGCGAUGCGCCGGUCGCUGUGGCUGCCCACCGCACUACUAUGUGCCGCCUCACAGCCGCCGGAACCACGAUUAGCCGGGCCCAAGAUGCACAAAACAGCCUCGACAACCCUAGGUGGCAUCCUGGCGCGCGCGGCCAACAAAUACAAGUGGCAAGCGCGACUCUACGGCACGACACAUCCUCUGGACCCGGCGCCGCGCUUCGGCAGCCGCCUCAAAAAGGCCGAGACGCCUUCUAUAUUAUACGCGCACGUGUAUGGUUCCGCGAACGAGGGCAACCCGUCCGACGUCAUGCUGCUGCCCUCCGGCAAGAAGUUCAAGAUGCGGCGGUUACCUGUGUAUGAGUUUGCACAAUUGCAGACGUAUUACGGGAAAGCCGUGCCGGGCGCGCGACUCGUCGUUUCGCUGCGAGAACCGCUCGCGCGCUACAUAUCGAUGAUGAACUACUUCGCGCACGCCGAGCGGGACACUAAGAAGGAGCUCGAUGGCGACACUACACAGCUGUUCUUCGAGGCAUUACGGAAGCAUGUGGCCAGGGGUAGAGGUGGCGACUACCAGUCUCGUGUUUUGGGCUUGCGCAAUGCGUCUGCUACGUCGUCAUUCAUCCAGCAGAUGGACAACAUCCUACUCCUGACAACAGCGAGGAUGGACGAGAGUUUAAUUGUAUUGAGGAGAGCUCUAGGCUGGGCCCCCGAGGAUAUUUUGCAUCUAGAUGUCCACGUGUCCUGUUCUGAUGGAGUGCGCUAUGAUGGAAGAGCAGUUCUUUGUGUCGAACCGUUGCUCAAGGAGCUCCCUCGUGAUUUGCACGAGGCGAUCGUUUCGCUCCAUCGGAACGACCUCCUGCUCUACAAUGCUGCGGACGCUGCAGUAGCAUCGCGAUUUGUGAAGCUGGGUCCCGAUGGAGAACAAGAAAGGGAUAAAUUACGCCUGAGAAAGCGCCAGCUCGCCUUCCACUGUCAAAGGGAAGGGCCCUCGUCGACCUACCGACCGGACAAGGCGGCGUUCGACGGCGACCCCUGCGUGCCGUAUCUGAUCAACGACGCGUCCUUCCAGAUGUACCUGUCGCGGCGGCCGCCUUCUUAUGUAUUUGACGGGCGGACCUUCAUUGAUAAAUCGGGUACUCCGGUCAAAAGACAUAAAAAAGAGUGGCGCGACGUCUUCCAUUUGCGCGCUUUACAAUACAACGUGUCCUACGGGACCUUGCCCGGGGAACUUGCAAAGCGUCUAGAAAAGCGUCGGUCGGUGCCGACGACGCGGGGCGCGGCGCGUGCUGCGAAGCGUCGUGUCCAGCGGCGCCCGGGCAAGGGUCACGAGAUGUGACUCAUCGGCCUCCCCCACGCCAUCGACGCGGCUGUGAUAUUAACUUUAGUGUGAC